Molecule: messenger RNA, 1425 nt
Organism: Monopterus albus (swamp eel)
Lineage: Eukaryota; Metazoa; Chordata; Actinopteri; Synbranchiformes; Synbranchidae
Product: CD209 antigen-like protein E
Exons: 6
Coding region: 254-1183 (309 amino acids)
Source: RefSeq, a predicted model, not a curated record
CACAUUCCUGAGUUUCUGAAGAAGUGUAGCAUGUGCACACACUCACACACAAAACCCUCCGACAAUGUAACACGUACUUCCCCUGUGUUCUCUAUGCAACAUCUAAUUCUCUUAGGAAAACAAUUGCAAUGCACUCAACAUCACCAACCAACAGUUGUUUAGGGGUGGAUUCACUUUCAGAACACACUCAUCUUCUUUGCAGAUAUAAAAGGAGGAAACAGACAGACCAGUUGGCAAUGCCCACAGCACCACAAUGGAGAAUCCACAGAGGAUGACCGAUAAUGGGCAGGAAGUAUCAUUUAUACCAGUGGCUGCUCCAGUUUUCUCCAACAAUGAUGGACAUUCUCACCCUUGCUAUGAAAUAUUUCCCCAAGGUGGAGAUAGAUGUAGUCGACGGGUCACGCUGUGCCUUGGGGUGCUGAACCUUGUUCUGCUGAUAGUUGCUGGAGUUGUUGGGGUUAAAUGUGCUAAAAUCAAGGACUCCCUCCAGGUUUCUCACUCAGCUGCAACACAGCUUAUCAGUGAGCUGAACAACCUCCGCAGCAACCACAGCGAUGUGAUCAAGGCUGAAGAGGAGGCCAAGAAGGAUUUAGAAAGGGCGCUCCAAAACCAUACACUGUUAAAGAUGCAAGUUGAGCAGCAUGAGACCCUCAAUGAUGGUUAUCAGAGACAGAUUGAGACACUGCGAACAGAGAAGAAAAAUCUGCAGUCCAAUAUAUCAGCUUUUGAGGGAAGCUGUGGCAAAUGCCUCUCUGGAUGGAUUCUUCACAACUCAUCCUGCUAUUUUUUUUCUUAUGUGGAGUCUUCUACUGUCAGAAAGAAUUGGCCAGACAGCAGAGCAGACUGCAUAAGUCACGGGGCUGAUCUGGUCGUGAUCGAUAACCCCGAGGAGCAGGCAUUUGUGAGUGUCACUGUAACAAACGUGCAAGGUGACAUUACCUGGCAGAAUGGAGCCUGGGUUGGUCUCACUGACAUAGAGACAGAAGGGACAUGGGUGUGGAUUACUAAUGUCACUGAGGUGGAACAAAGGUACUGGGUGGAUGGAGAACCAAACAACCAUGGAAUAGAAGGAGAGGAUUGUGGGAUUGUAUCAUAUAGUUCCUCAAAUCCCUGGAAGACCCGAUAUGAUGGGAAGUGCCAAAUUCAUGAGUUAUACUGGAUCUGUGAAAUGCCGCCAAGAUAAUGUGUGAAUACACUUAUGAAAUACUACUCAGGCAGAAAACAUAAGCAUGUGUUCAAAACUGUAAGAAUAAAAUGCCCUCAAAAGUUUUACUGUUCUUCCUGCCACUUUUCACCUGAAAACAUUCUAAUUUUAUGUUUACACUCCUUUUGUGAUAUACUAACAGAUGCCUGUGUACACUGCUAGUAGCUACCCUGCAGGAGAUGAUACAAUACUUUUUUGCUUUUAUAUUUCAGCAAACAAAA